Messenger RNA from Ilex paraguariensis (yerba mate), 267 nucleotides. The record is from the annotation of a GenBank genome assembly. NCBI's taxonomy places the organism in Eukaryota, Viridiplantae, Streptophyta, Magnoliopsida, Aquifoliales, Aquifoliaceae.
AUGGAUGGAAAUGCCCGCCCGUUGUUCCAAAUGCGUCUUGGAGCAAGAACCUCUGCUUAUAAAAAGGCGGGCUUCCCUACUAUUGGAUCGCGAACCAAUGCUGUAUGGAAGACUCUAACCACUGAGUUAACAUCGCGGUUGUUACAACCGGUGCUCUGCGUUCAUGAUACUGGGGUGGGGUUCCUUGAGAUUAAGGUGUCUAGGCGGUCAGGAAUUACCCUAUUGAGUAAUGGGAAGAGGAAGAACCUGAACUUUGAUUCUCUUUAG